Ahaetulla prasina is the source of this 1478-nucleotide messenger RNA. It is a transcript of the gene GNAI1, whose product is annotated as G protein subunit alpha i1. Gene Ontology annotation, cellular component: heterotrimeric G-protein complex. Gene Ontology annotation, biological process: adenylate cyclase-modulating G protein-coupled receptor signaling pathway. NCBI's taxonomy places the organism in Eukaryota, Metazoa, Chordata, Lepidosauria, Squamata, Colubridae. The record is from RefSeq and is a predicted model, not a curated record. Bases 355 to 1419 code for a protein of 354 amino acids. Gene Ontology annotation, molecular function: GTP binding; G-protein beta/gamma-subunit complex binding; G protein-coupled serotonin receptor binding. The transcript is spliced from 8 exons.
CCUCCUCGUCCCCGCCGGCUUUCCUCCCUUAAGUGCUGAAAUAUUUGGAAGAAUCCCAGGGACUCAAUUCUUUUGCCUUGGACGCUCCAUCCUUGCAAAGCUUUGAGGAUCGCGGAUCGAGCCUUCUGGGCCUCUCGCUCGCUCUCUUUUCCCCUUUUGGGGUGGGCGGAGGGUGGGGAGGGAGGGGGGUUUGCUUAAGCCGGCUCAGUUUUUCCUUCCACCCCUCCCGGCUUCCCACCAACCCGUAGCGGACUCUCGUCAAAGGAGUCGGAGAAGGGGGCCGUUGUCCUUCCCCUCCCCCUCUUCUUGCUGGUCUUCGCCGCUCCCUCCAUCCCACCCCAAAAGCCCCCCGCGAUGGGCUGCACCCUGAGCGCGGAGGACAAGGCGGCGGCCGAGCGGAGUAAGAUGAUCGAUCGGAAUCUCCGAGAAGACGGGGAAAAAGCGGCCCGCGAAGUCAAGCUCCUACUCCUGGGAGCCGGUGAAUCCGGAAAAAGCACAAUUGUCAAACAAAUGAAAAUUAUCCACGAAGCUGGAUAUUCCGAAGAAGAAUGUAAACAAUAUAAAGCGGUUGUCUAUAGUAAUACAAUUCAGUCCAUUAUUGCUAUCAUAAGAGCUAUGGGGAGACUGAAAAUAGACUUUGGAGAUUCAGCCAGGGCUGACGAUGCGCGUCUACUCUUUGUCCUCGCUGGAGCAGCAGAAGAAGGUUUUAUGACAGGAGAACUUGCCGGGGUGAUCAAAAGAUUGUGGAGAGACUCUGGAGUUCACGCCUGUUUCAAUCGAUCGAGAGAAUAUCAGCUUAAUGACUCGGCCGCAUACUAUUUGAAUGAUUUGGAUAGAAUCGCCCACACCAAUUAUAUCCCAACACAACAAGAUGUCCUCAGGACCAGAGUGAAAACCACAGGAAUAGUGGAAACUCAUUUUACUUUCAAAGAUCUCCAUUUUAAGAUGUUUGAUGUUGGAGGCCAAAGAUCAGAAAGGAAAAAAUGGAUUCAUUGCUUUGAGGGGGUUACAGCUAUAAUUUUUUGUGUGGCGCUUAGCGAUUAUGACUUGGUCCUUGCAGAAGAUGAAGAAAUGAAUAGGAUGCACGAAAGCAUGAAAUUAUUUGAUAGCAUCUGCAACAAUAAGUGGUUUACAGACACCUCUAUUAUCCUGUUCUUAAAUAAAAAGGAUCUCUUUGAAGAAAAAAUUAAAAGGAGUCCUCUUACUAUUUGUUAUCCAGAAUAUCCAGGAUCAAACACAUAUGAAGAAGCAGCUGCGUACAUCCAGUGUCAGUUUGAAGACCUAAACAAGCGAAAAGACACAAAGGAAAUUUACACCCAUUUCACCUGUGCCACCGAUACCAAGAAUGUCCAAUUUGUCUUCGAUGCGGUCACCGACGUUAUCAUCAAGAAUAAUUUGAAAGACUGUGGUUUAUUCUAAACAUAUACGUCCAACUAUCCUUUCUUUUUUAAAAAAACAAAAACCAAAUGUGCUUUUUU